GCGAACGAUAGUAAUCGAUAGUUUGAUUGCUUGACAUCUCUAAAGAGCGGCACUGGUUACGAGCUGAACGACAGAUUCCAUAGUAUUCUUUAUUUUCGCCACACUCCAACUCAAUUAAAGAACAGAAUGUCGUUCGUGAAAAAUGCUCGUCUGCUGGCCGCGCGCGGCUCACGCCUGGCCCAAAAACGCUCCUAUUCGGACGACAUGAAGCUGACCUUCGCUGCUGCCAACCAGACGUUCUAUGAUGCGGCAGUUGUGCGCCAGAUCGAUGUGCCCUCGUUCAGCGGCUCCUUCGGUAUUCUGGCCAAGCAUGUGCCCACACUUGCUGUGCUGAAGCCCGGCGUUGUCCAGGUCAUCGAUAAUGAGGGCAAACUGACAAAGUAUUUUGUGUCCAGCGGCUCGGUAACUGUCAACGAGGACUCCUCCGUGCAGGUGCUCGCCGAGGAGGCGCACAAUGUGGCCGACAUUGAUGUCUCCGAGGCCAGACAGCUGCUCUCCAAAUAUCAGUCGGCACUCAGCUCCGCCGGCAGCGACAAGGCAAAGGCGGAAGCUGCCAUCGCUGUGGAAGUUGCUGAAGCGCUCGUCAAAGCUGCCGAAUAAUGAUCCAAAAAAUAAGAAAUAUACAAAAACCAUAAAUACCAACUAUCAUCAUAACAACCGUUACAACAACAACAACAACCGCAACAACAACCACAACAAGAUUUAACAAUUGUGUGUAAAAUGAUUAAGUCAUAACAAAUUUGAAAUCAUUUGUUAUGAAACAAUAAAACAAAAAGCGAA
Drosophila grimshawi is the source of this 780-nucleotide messenger RNA. It is a transcript of the gene ATPsyndelta, whose product is annotated as ATP synthase subunit delta, mitochondrial. NCBI's taxonomy places the organism in Eukaryota, Metazoa, Arthropoda, Insecta, Diptera, Drosophilidae. The transcript has 4 exons. Gene Ontology annotation, molecular function: proton-transporting ATP synthase activity, rotational mechanism. The record is from RefSeq and is a predicted model, not a curated record. Bases 127 to 600 code for a protein of 157 amino acids. Gene Ontology annotation, biological process: proton motive force-driven ATP synthesis.